Molecule: messenger RNA, 1279 nt
Organism: Closterium sp. NIES-67
Lineage: Eukaryota; Viridiplantae; Streptophyta; Zygnematophyceae; Desmidiales; Closteriaceae
Source: the annotation of a GenBank genome assembly
UCGCGGAGGUCAUCCCUGUCACCUAGGUCAUUCCCUAUUCCCUAUGGUCCCGUCUACGAUGUCGCAGGAAACGCAGUGACGCUCAUGUCCUCGUGUCUGCUUUUCACAAGCUGAGAAAAACGGAUUCUGGAUUCUGACGGAAGCUGAGCUUGCGACCGACUUUCGAGUCGACUUAGAAGUCACGCGCGUGUCCUCCUGUCUGCCUUCAGAAGCUGCAUGGGUCCUAUCCCAUCCCGUCAGCUUCAAGCUGUGAACGACCCAGGAUAAUCUGCCUGCUGGCGAAUCGCGAUGUCGACUCGUCGUCACGUGUCACGUUCAGUCUCGUAGCGCCAGAAAAGAGCGGGGAUGACUCUCGGGAAUGGAAGGAUGGAAUGGAUGAGGAAGGUUAGCUCGACUCGUCAGCGCUUCACGUCGUGUGUCACGUUCAGUCCCGUAGCACCAGAAACGAUUGGAGCGAAUCGCGGGAUCGGAAGAAGAGAUUGGACGAGAAAGGAUAGCGCGAUCUAAUUCCUGGGAGGUAUCAAUAGUUGGGACGGUUCCUUUCCGCAUGGAGCCUGGUUGAAUUUGCAUCACAUGAAGCACCGUGACUAACACCUGACAGUAAUUUGUUCCUCCAGAGUACUGUAUCGCGAGCUAAUGUGCUGGUUUCAGGGCUAGCCUCUGUGGAGCCAAGAUUUCGUGAGCCUUAGUGCCACGAAAGCAAGCAGCAGCAAGCAGCCAAUCAGUCGUCGCAAGCAGCUUGCUUCGUUUGGACGAAUGUCUUCUUCAAAAUCUGUUCCUGGAAGCAAGGCACCCAGGAGAAUUGCAAUCCUGCUGCACCCGUCGUCCUACCCUUCUAUCUCCAGGCAGAACCACAGUCAAGAGGAUCUCGCUUCGUUUCAACACAUGGCUGCUUCUUCACAACCCGUUCCAGGAAGCAAGGCACCCAGGAAGAUCGCAAUCCUGCUGCAUCCGUCUUUCUACCCAAGGCAGAACCAGAGUCAAGAGGCGUUCAAGCUGAAGACCAGCAAAUGCUGCUUGCAGUCGCUGUACUCCACACUAUACCGUGUGGGACUCCCAGUCGUGGCAGCAAGGUGUCUGAAGCCCUUACUGACACUUACUGAAGCCAACGGCCCUCAAGAGAACAGAGGUAGGUAGUAACCAAUCACCACAAGGGCUACGGGAAGACUGCCUCACUUUGUAGCCGCAGGGAUAGUCAGAUGGCUGUCUGUAGUAGGGGAUAGUCUUAUGUGAUCAUUUAUUCAUGAGAUACAGGUCAAAUUUGCACGUCAAUCAUGCA